AUGUCACUUACGCACGCCUUGGCUAUGCAGAACGACUGCACCACAGGAAACGGGGACGCGGAGGCCCUGGUCAUGAAGGAAGGUCACUUAUUUUGGGCUCUGGACAAAGACGCGGCUGUAGUGCAACGGACCUACGGCGUGCUGCUGCCACAAACACUGCUUCUUUACAACACCGAGGAAGAAUCCCAUGUUAAUCAGCAAAGCCCCGUAAAGUAUUUCGACCUUCAGCAAUGCCUGGCAAUUCAGCCAACCGACCAAUACCAGGAUUAUUUCGGAUUUAUCUUAUUGGUGGUUCCUGGUGGGGUCAGUCUUCUGGGCUGUUCCAGUGAAGAUGAACGGCAGACAUGGAUAGACGUCAUAAACCAAGCCAUUGACACGGAGAUCAGGUCACCAGCCUUGCUAAAACUAAUCGGUAUUCUUCAAGACGACACGCGGCAGCCGUACAGCAGUGAUUACAAUUCCGCACGAUCUCCAACCCCUCUGAUGAAUGUGCCGAAGACUUUGAACGGGGAGUCGUUCGUGUUUUCCUGCCCCCCUCUGUGUCUGGUCGAGUCCCCUGUGCUCGAGUCGUCGGCUGAACCGUCGCCGGACUUCGAAGAAAUCUGUGGAUGUCGCGGAGGUCCCUUAGAGGAGGCUUCCACGAUCCUCGAGCAAGUGAGGCCAAUGCUAUUCAACAGCGCAACAGAUGACCGUGGCACCGCACCUGACAAGGCAAAAGUAAACGGACCUGCCAAAGAUCCUCCUGAGAGGAAGAAUCCCUACAUUGAAGAAACUGAACAAAUGAUCCAUCAAGCACAAUCGCUCGGCAAAAUGCUCAUUUCUCAAGAAGCAGCAAAUUCAAUUUUGGAGGACAGUUGUGCGAAGUUAAGGGAGACACUGGCAGUCCUUUACGAUAAAUUGCGGCAAAGAGGUGUUUACCUGGAGCCAGCAUUUUCCCACGCCUCCGAGACAAUUGUUCACCCAAAUCCACAACGACGGUCUUCUUUGCAGGAUACUCCAGGUGCACUGACAUCCCUUUCCUUCGAUGAAGCUUCCAAUCCGAUUCCACGAGUCGCACGUCGCCAUUCGCGUCGGAAUCGCCGACCAAGUCAACCUCGUCCUCUAUCUAUGCAAGAGGAACAACGCCACCCAAAUGAACUGACACCAAGUCUCCUCAGCACAGCAGCUAGCUCCGAGCAGACCCUAAUUGGGCCCAUCUUUGACGCGGCAUCUGUUGAGACUCCAGUGGAUGUAGUCUGUUCCCAUUGUCUACAAACCGUCACUAUCGGGAUUCUGGAGAUAUCAAUGAAUCUUCUUACCUCUCGGACAGUCCCAAGCCCACAAACCAUUAAGAGGAUUCGAGCGUCAGCCAGCUGCCUCCUCUCCUAUCUAACUGGCCACAUUGCCGCAAUCCGUCGGAGGACGGGUCUCCCCGACGAAGUGGUUGUAACUGGGCUGGCAAAGUUAGUGCAGAGGGACUACGACGCAUCGCCGUUGGUUCAAGCUCUGAUUGAAAACUGUGCUAUAGAGGUGUGCAGUCAGAUACUGGAGGAGAUAGGUGGCAAGGACAAAGUUACUUUGACGGUCAUGGCUAAUGGGGUACCCUCCGACUGGUUAAAUGGUGUUCCUGAAAAAGAAGACUUGAAAUGGAUGCUUCCUGGCUACAUAGCAACCUGUUUUGUCCUCUACCGGCUAACUGAGUUGGGCGCGGGUAAAGUUGAGGACUACGAAAAGCUGCAUGAAAAACUGGUCAAUAGCAAGGUACCGGAUAAUAAAAUUGAAGCCAUGCUCGAAUCCUUGUCUAUAACACUUAUUGAGUCGUUAGGACAACUAAAGAAUAACGACUGUGGUCAAAGUGAAUCCCACCUGCAAAUGGGACUCGAAUUUGAGUCAAUAUUUCACGAACUACUGGCGUCGAAGUCUGGCGUAAGAUCAGUGGAUAUCCUGGGUUCAGAAGGUGCGCAUUCGCGGAGCAUCGAUGCUAACAGGUUAUUUAGCAGCAAGGUAACAAGCCCCAGUGAUCCAUUGGCACUGGAUGAGUUGCGUUCUACUUUUACGCACGGAACUCCAACUGACAGCGCAUUCCAAAGUCAACUGACUUUCUCACCAAAUGAGAACCACACGUGUGACGAAGUGGAGAGCCUAUCAGAACAAAUUCGUCAGCUGACGCCUGACGAGAGGCUGCAAAACCACGACGGGAAUGAGGCUCUGGAAGGGCUUAACGUCGACGCCAACGACUAUAUCCGUGUAGUUGCUGCCCUCCGGAGGGAGUUCGAAGAAGACAAACGAAGAUUACUGGAGGACGUCAAGCAGAACUGGUUCCAUCGUGACUACUACGAUGCCUUUGCUGUUGAAUCUGACCACACAGUUUUGUUGGAUCAGGUUGAGAAUGCCAUAAACGUCUUUUCCGAAUUCGUCAACACCGCUGUGGACAAUCAGGAAGGUCUCCAUGCGGAUUCAUUCAACGAACUUUCAGGACGAAUUCCAGAGGCCCUCGGUGGCCUUGCUGCAGCUGCAAACGAUCUUCGUGCGCGUCUUUAUUGGGAUCCUAAUGUAACGGAGGAUUACGAGGGUGAAGCACGCAGAAUAAAAACCAACCCCUCCCCACUGGGCUUCACAAUUAGUCUCGGAGAGAAGGAAGAUCCUGACGAAAUAAGUGAGAGUGAAAUAUGA
This is a messenger RNA of Mesocestoides corti, 2652 nucleotides long. The record is from the annotation of a GenBank genome assembly. Lineage: Eukaryota; Metazoa; Platyhelminthes; Cestoda; Cyclophyllidea; Mesocestoididae.